This is a messenger RNA of Populus nigra (black poplar), 845 nucleotides long. Its product is annotated as carbonic anhydrase 2-like. The record is from RefSeq and is a predicted model, not a curated record. Lineage: Eukaryota; Viridiplantae; Streptophyta; Magnoliopsida; Malpighiales; Salicaceae. Gene Ontology annotation, molecular function: zinc ion binding; carbonate dehydratase activity. The transcript is spliced from 8 exons. The coding region runs from base 1 to 792 and encodes 263 amino acids. Gene Ontology annotation, biological process: carbon utilization.
AUGAAUAAUCUGUCACAUGAAGGGGCUAUUGAAGGAUUGAAGAAGCUUCUAAUUGACAAUGAAAAGGAUGACCAGUUGAACAAGGAGGUUGAGGCAAAAUUUGAGAAGCUGAUAGGUGAGUUGCAAGGGAAAAGGCCCCCUGAUCACUGUGAUCCAGUUGGAAGAAUUCUGGAUGGGUUUCAUCGCUUCAAGACCACUAAAUUUGACAAGUAUCCAGAGUUGUACCGUGAACUUGCAGAAGGCCAGUCCCCCAAGUUUCUGGUUUUCGCAUGCUCUGAUUCCCGGGUUAGCCCUUCUCAUGUCCUGGACUUCCAACCUGGUGAAGCCUUCAUGGUCCGCAACAUUGCUAACCUGGUUCCUGCAUUUAACCAGUUGAGAUACUCUGGAGUUGGAGCAGCUAUUGAAUAUGCUGUGGCGACUUUGGGGGUAGAAAAUAUCUUGGUCAUUGGACAUAGUUGCUGUGGUGGGAUAGCGAGGCUUAUGACUCUCCCAGAGGAUGGUUCGACUGCUAAUGACUUCGUAGAUGAUUGGGUCAAAAUCGGUUUACCUGCCAAGGCCAAGGUCAAAGCUGAGUUUGGGCAUCUUCCACUUCCUGAACAGAUCCAUAAAUGUGAAAAGGAGGCUGUGAAUUUAUCACUGAUAAACUUACAGACAUACCCAUAUGUUCAAGAAAGGAUGGCAGAGGGAGCUCUAGCACUGAGGGGUGGUUAUUAUGAUUUUGUUGAAGGGUGUUUCCAGCUCUGGGAGGUCAAGUCCACCGUUACGCCGCCCAUCUCCACGUGUUGCAAAUAGGUCAAGCCCAUCGUGACGCCAUCAAGAUUCAAGAUCCUCAGCCACAUAAUAUC